AUGCCUGUUCUUCUGGUCUUUGUGACAGUCACAACCUACGGACAGGAAGGAGCAGCCGACGAUGGACCUAGAUUUCGAUUCCCGGCGCCACAUCGCUACGACCUGGCUACAUGGUGUGAAGAGAAGUACUACCCAGACGAUAAAGACGGAAUGUUUAAAAGCCCCAACUAUCCACUCGAGUACAACAGCGAUGAAGAGUGUGUCUAUAGCUUUGAAGCUGCUGAGAACGAGGUGAUCGAGCUGGUCUUCCAUUCAACCUUCAACGUAGAGGGCUCAGCAGGAUGCGAGUAUGACUACAUCGAGAUCCAUGACGGUCGCUAUGGUUACUCACCUCUCGUCACCCGUGACUGUGGUCACAUCGCUCCUCCUAGGAUAGUGUCCUCCGGAAAUCAUCUUCUCAUGUUCUUCAUCACCGAUAGUUUGCUGGUGGAACAAGGCUUCGCCGGGAUGUUCAGGUAUCUGCCAGCUCCAACUAGACCUCAAGCAACAAAUGUUGCGACCAAAGGAACAUACGGACCUGAAGAAUGUUUCUUUUCGAUAGAGGGUCACGAUGGCGAGAUCUCAUCACAGGAUGUUUUCAGGAUUCUAGAUGAAGAAAAGAGAUGGCCCACCAAGAUCGACUGUACAUGGGAGGUCACUGUCCCUCCUAAUAACAAGAUAAUGGUCGAGUUUGCGGAGUUCUCACUGCAUUAUGUCAAUGAGUGCUACAUGAAUCAAAUCAUGAUAUAUGAUAAGUAUGCCUGGGAUUUGAAGAGAAUGAAAACCUUCUGCAGCACGUCAGCUCCGUCCAUCAUGACUACCAGUAACAGGGCUUAUAUCCGCUUCCAGGCUCACAGUCGGAGUGUCAAGAACUAUUGGAAGAUCGUCUACACGGCCUACAGAGAUUACGAGUGCAACGAGACAGCAUCGUUCACAUGUGGUCAGUACAUGUGUAUUAAUCGUGACUUAGUGUGUAACGGAAGACAGAACUGCUAUAACAACGCAUAUGAUGAAGAUGAUUGUGAACCGGAGAACCCCACUUCGCUGCUGAAUGGAAAAAUUGACGCCGUGUUGGGAUGCAUGAUGUCCAUAAUCUUCCUCGUCACCCUCAUAACCAUCUGCCUCACGUGUCGACAUUCAUGGCUACGAACUCGUGAACGAGCCAAGGCGAUGUCGACACGACGGAAAGCUGAGAAACAAGCCGUACAAUAUAUGAUGGACAACGAAGCAAACGCAGACGCACAAGAACUAAGUCCAAUGGGAGAGCGCGAAACUACUAAUUACACAGUGUGGAACAAGCCCAAUAAUUUGGCAGACGAUAAUUUCGUUUCUUGUAAUAAUACGUCGUCUUCGGCUAGUCGCCAUCUUGGGACGGGCAGGGCUUCGCUGACCUCACAAGUGAGUGAUUAUGUAGAGCAUAUGAUGGAUAGGAUAGGGAGUGUUCAUGGACAAGGUAGUGGAGGGAACAGCGAAGGAAGGCUGACCCGAGCUAAUGCCAAUAAUGUGUGGACAAGACAAUCAUUUAGCGACCACCCCAGGACGGUUCAUAAACAUCCUACCAAGGAUAUACAAGUUCAUGUGUAAGACUUCUUCAAACACCUAUGAUUAUGUAAGCUUCAUGUGUGUAUAAACCAAUAUUGCCAAAUUAAACUUGAAGACCGAGAGGGAAUCUUGGGCAUCCUUGCAAUUUUGAUAAAAGUAGCGAACUUCCAUUAUAGAUAACCAUCUCUUACCAAAUAUUCCUCCUAUUUAUCACGUCUUGGUGUUGUCGUAUAUUUAUCGUAUCCUCUCUUCCAAAUCGUAGUUUGUUCGUGAUGUGGUCGGAGAUAUAUCGUGCAGCCAAGCCUUUCAAGCAUAAUCUGUGCGUGUGCGAACCUCAAGAGAAUUGUGUGCAAAGGUGCCGAGACCGAAUGGUUCUUGAAGUCCGUAUGGAUUCUUAAUUCAUAAUAGAAAGCUGUCCGUAUAGGUACGAUGCUAGAUACAAGACUUGUAGGAUUCGAGGAAGUAUUUUAUGAUUAUUGACGAAUGUUACAUGUUAGAAUCUGAUUAGUGCGUUGAUGGUAUAAACGCUUCGUUUUAACGUUCGCAGGGAGGUGUAUGACACAUCGAAGGUCAGACGGUGACGCCGAUGCUUCGCCAUCGCACUCAUCAACAGAGCAUGUGGAUGAUUUGUGGGAUUGCGGGAUGCACGACCAUAAACUAACACGAACAAUUACCCCCUAUUUACCUCUUCAUGAUUUGAGCUGCAUUUUAACGGACAACAUUGAUUUUAUAUGUGGACCAAAUUGACGAGAGUCCGUCUGAAGAAAACUCACCGAAGAUGGAUGCAAUCGAUGUUCUAAUUCUUUUGUCUUCUUAAAGCUUACUCGCUCAGUUCAUCUGAUUUCAUAUAGUUCAUCCAUUUAGUUCAUCUGAAAAGAAGAUGGAUCAUACUAACAAUUAUCUC
Molecule: messenger RNA, 2425 nt
Organism: Strongylocentrotus purpuratus (purple sea urchin)
Lineage: Eukaryota; Metazoa; Echinodermata; Echinoidea; Camarodonta; Strongylocentrotidae
Product: neuropilin and tolloid-like protein 1
Exons: 9
Coding region: 1-1563 (520 amino acids)
Molecular function (GO): protein binding
Source: RefSeq, a predicted model, not a curated record